This is a messenger RNA of Beauveria bassiana ARSEF 2860, 2607 nucleotides long. RefSeq names its product DNA repair helicase. Lineage: Eukaryota; Fungi; Ascomycota; Sordariomycetes; Hypocreales; Cordycipitaceae. Gene Ontology annotation, molecular function: hydrolase activity, acting on acid anhydrides, in phosphorus-containing anhydrides; DNA binding; ATP binding. The transcript is spliced from 4 exons. Gene Ontology annotation, biological process: establishment of sister chromatid cohesion; nucleobase-containing compound metabolic process. The record is from RefSeq and is a predicted model, not a curated record. The coding region runs from base 1 to 2607 and encodes 868 amino acids. Gene Ontology annotation, cellular component: nucleus.
AUGGCAUCUGACCCAAAGAUGCAGAGUAUAGAGGAUGGAAUCACCAGAAUCGACUUUCAUCACCCCUUCACUCCAUACGAUGUCCAAGAGAAAUUUAUGAGGACUGUUUACCAAGUGCUUGAAACAGGCGAAGGGCAGGUCGGCAUACUUGAGAGCCCAACAGGCACUGGAAAAUCUCUUUCCCUGAUCUGUGCUUCUCUCACAUGGCUGCGCAACCACAAAUCGUCCGCCUACCGAGCGGCACUGGAAGAAGCCAAAUCAUCCUUCAAAGAUGAGCCUGAUUGGAUGAUUGAUCAGCUCCUACGUCGGAAGAAACAAGAAUUAGUUCGAACCUGGGAAGAUCGGGAGAAGCGACUCGAGAAUGCGAGGCUGAAAGAAAAAGCCCGCGAAGAACGCGUGCGCAAAAAGCGCAGAUUCGAGGCCGCUGUUGCUAGCCGGGAAGUUGGCGAAGAUGAUGGUGAAAAAUGGAUGCUAGAUGACUGGGAUGGUGAAGAGGGAAUCACGUCUCAAGCGAAAGACGCACUCUCUGGUCUUAGCAAAGAGUCGCGCGAUGUUCUCGAGAGGAUGGGCCUUGGUGGGCCAAAACAACAAAACGAAGAGAGUGAUGCACUAGAAGAGGAGAUCAAGAUCUAUUAUACUUCCAGAACGCAUUCGCAGCUCUCGCAAUUCAUCACGGAGUUGCGGCGACCAAAGUUCCCUGCGUCUCUACCAGAAGGCCUGUCCAGCGCUGACGCAAAGGCCCAAGACGAGCUUGUCAAGCUUCUGCCGUUAUCUUCUCGGCAGAAGCUUUGCAUCAAUCCCAGCGUAUCACGCCUGAAGUCCGUUCAAGCCAUCAAUGAUCGGUGCGCGGAGCUGCAGCAGCCCAAGUCCAGUCGUAAAUGUGACUUUGUCCCCAGAGAAGAACUCCUGGCGCAGACACACGAAUUCAGAGACACUGCGCUCGCUACAAUACCGGACAUUGAGGAUCUUCAUCAGCUGGGCAAGUCUCUGCAAGUAUGCCCGUAUUAUGCGUCACGAACCGCACUGCCUGGGGCAGAAAUCGUGACACUGCCAUAUCCAUUACUGUUGCAAAAGAGCGCUCGCGACGCGCUGGGCAUCAAACUCGAAGGGAAUGUCGUCAUCGUCGACGAAGCCCACAACAUCAUGGACGCCGUGUCAAAUGUGUAUGCGGCUGAUUUGAAGCUGAGUGACCUGCGCAGAUGCCGAGAAAUGCUGGGCAUAUACGUGCGAAAGUUUGGAAAGAAGCUUAAAGGUGUUAAUCGCGUGAAUGUUGGCCGAGUCGGGCGCGUUGUCGAAGGACUAAGCGAGUAUAUGAAUACCACGCUCAAUGCCAAGCACGACAAUGGAAUAGUUGACGCCAAUGAACUGACUAGGCCCAAGGGAAUUGAUCAAAUCAACAUGUUCGAGCUGAUUCAAUACAUACAUGAGUCCAAGCUCGCUUACAAGAUCGAAGGCUAUGCUUCCCACGUUGACAGCAAACAGGAAGACGGAAAGCAGCAUGCUCCCAAAUCAAGCACACCAGUACUGCACACAUUCGUCUCUUUUCUUGUUGCACUUACCAAUCUGAGCUCAGAAGGUCGCAUCUUCUACCAAAAGCUUUCUGGAGCCCAGGCAGAUGUGCAGCUAUCAUAUCUACUGUUGUCGCCCACCUACGCAUUUUCUUCUAUUGCCUCGAGCGCAAGAGCUGUCAUUCUGGCGGGUGGUACAAUGUCUCCAUUUGAAGACUACAAAGACCAUUUAUUUCCCGCUCUUGACCAGUCCAAAAUCACGACUUUGAGCUGUGGUCACGUUAUCCCAUCUACGAAUCUUUGCGUCCGCACACUGGCUGCGUCGAGAGCGGGCGGGCCGCCGUUUGAGUUUAGCUACCAGCGGCGUGGUGAUGAGGAAAUGAUUGGACAGCUUGGGUUGGCCAUACUAAAUAUGUGUUCCAUCGUCCCAGACGGCGUUGUCGUUUUCUUCCCGAGCUAUGGCUACCUUGAUCAAGUUGUGGAAGUCUGGAAGAAGAAGCGAGCAGGAGAUGCCCAAUCUACUUGGGAGCGGCUCAAGUCCAAGAAGACGAUUUUGCAAGAGAGCAAGGGCGCGUCUAGCGAUGAAGUGCUCCAAAAGUAUUCCGAGGCAAUACUAGGAUCCCAGGCCGGCGGCGGAGCCCUGCUGCUCAGCGUCGUCGGAGGCAAGAUGUCCGAGGGCAUCAACUUUUCAGACCGACUUGGUCGAUUAGUGGCGGUGGUAGGCCUUCCUUACCCCAACGUCGCUUCCCCAGAGUGGAGGGCCAAGAUGGAAUACAUUGAAUCCUCGACCAGGACUCGGCUGUUGGAGCGCGGGGGCAUCACACCGACCGAGGCCAGCAGUCGCGCAAAGCAAGUCGCUCGAGACUUUUAUGAAAACUCGUGUAUGCGCGCAGUGAAUCAGAGUAUUGGACGCGCAAUUCGGCACCGAGGUGAUUACGCAGCGAUUGUGCUGCUGGACAAGAGGUACACGAGUGAGAGGAUUCGCAAGAAGCUGCCUGGCUGGAUCCAAGGCGGCCUUCAGAUGGAUUCGCAAGAAAAGGGACUCGGAGGAAUAAUGGGAGCGCUGGCAUCUUUUUUCCGGGGAAAGAAGGUGAUGUAA